AUGACCCAAACUAGCAGAAAAAACCCAGCACCCAUCCAAACAACUAAACUAGGACUUCAGGGGACUAAAGACAACCCCACCAUGCCUGACCCCCAGUCCAAUGAAGCCAGCAUCCCCAUCCACAAACUAACUGAUCUUCAGGGACAAGACACCCACCAUUUGCCUGACCCCAGGGCAGAAACCAAGCGACACCCAUCCACAACUAAUAGCCCUCAAGGGGACCCAAGACACCCACCAUGCCCUGAAACCCCCCCGCAGAAGCCAGCCACCCAUCCACUAACUAAUAGACUUCCAGGGGGAAAAGACAACCCACCAUGCCCUGACCCCAGCCCAAGAUGCCCACGCACCCAUCCACUAACAAUAGACCCUCCAGGGGACCCAAGACACCCACCAGCCCUGACCCAGCAAGAACCAGCACCCAUCCAGGGGAAACUAAAGAGAUCCAGGGGACAAGAACACUCCAACCAUGCCAUGACCCCAGCAGAAGCCAGCAACCAUUCCACAAAUAAUAGGGAAUUCAAGGAAAGGGACCCAAGACCACCAACCCAUGCCAUGACCCCAGCAGAUUGCCCAGCCCCACCCCAUCACAACUAA
Macrobrachium nipponense is the source of this 594-nucleotide messenger RNA. RefSeq lists its product as uncharacterized. Lineage: Eukaryota; Metazoa; Arthropoda; Malacostraca; Decapoda; Palaemonidae. The transcript has a single exon. The coding region runs from base 1 to 594 and encodes 197 amino acids. The record is from RefSeq and is a predicted model, not a curated record.